Penaeus chinensis is the source of this 348-nucleotide messenger RNA. RefSeq lists its product as uncharacterized. Lineage: Eukaryota; Metazoa; Arthropoda; Malacostraca; Decapoda; Penaeidae. Gene Ontology annotation, molecular function: protein binding. The transcript has 4 exons. The coding region runs from base 1 to 348 and encodes 115 amino acids. The record is from RefSeq and is a predicted model, not a curated record.
AUGGUAGAUGGUUUCUCCGUCCGGAAGGCCACCAGCACAACAUCCACAGUGCGAAAUUCCAGGGCCACUCGUAUCAGGUUUCAGGACGUGCUGACCCGUGAGGGCGGCUGGUCGCCCUGCGAGAGCGACUUCCUGGCUCCCUGCAAGGGCCUCUUCACGUUGGCCCUGAUGAAGAACGGCCAGUUCCAGGUGACAGCUUAUGGCGGGAAGGGCAACUACCAGCAGGGCUCCAACUCAGCCCUUCUCCUGCUGAACCAGGGCGACCUGGUCCACCUCGAGCUGCAGCAGGGAAGCCUCUACGAGCACCCGCACAACGAGGUCUACACCUCCUUCACCUCCUCCUUUUAG